UACCUUGACCUUGAAAAAGACAACACAGAAAAUGCAGUGUGGACGUCCUCUCAGAAGCUUUACAGCAAAAGCUGCAAAGAUUUUGUCACAACAGAAUGUUGUGAUGGCGAGACGAGGUUUUUCAGUCAGUACCAGAUGUAUGAAUGACACAGUAGGAUUUAUAGGACUGGGAAACAUGGGGAACCACAUGGCCAAGAAUCUGAUCAGCAAAGGCCACAAGCUGUUGGUGUGUGACGUGUUUCAGACUGCCACAGACGGACUUCGUGCAGCAGGUGCUGAUGUGGCUAGUUGUCCAGCAGAAGUGGCAGCUGGAUCCAAGAAGAUUGUCACCAUGUUACCUGAAACGCAUCAUGUUGAUACUGUUUACUCAGGCGCUAAAGGCAUCUUCAGUCAGGUGCAGGAUGGGAGCCUGCUGAUUGAUAGCAGUACCAUAGACCCAGCCACUUCCCAGGCCAUGGCGCUCACAGCCAAGGGACAUAACUCAGUGUAUGUGGACGCUCCUGUGUCGGGAGGCAGCCAAAAUAUGUAA
Molecule: messenger RNA, 529 nt
Organism: Mizuhopecten yessoensis (Yesso scallop)
Lineage: Eukaryota; Metazoa; Mollusca; Bivalvia; Pectinida; Pectinidae
Product: probable 3-hydroxyisobutyrate dehydrogenase, mitochondrial
Exons: 6
Coding region: 32-529 (165 amino acids)
Biological process (GO): L-valine catabolic process
Cellular component (GO): mitochondrion
Molecular function (GO): 3-hydroxyisobutyrate dehydrogenase activity; NADP binding
Source: RefSeq, a predicted model, not a curated record